Messenger RNA from Hydra vulgaris (swiftwater hydra), 3862 nucleotides. The record is from RefSeq and is a predicted model, not a curated record. NCBI's taxonomy places the organism in Eukaryota, Metazoa, Cnidaria, Hydrozoa, Anthoathecata, Hydridae.
UGUUUUAAAGGCCUGUGUCGCGUGUCAAAAUAAAUUCCGAUUUCAUAUAUUUUAAAUACCAAUCAUUAAAAAAAUAUUUGAACUAUAUAUAUAUUUUAAAAAUUUUAUUUCGUUCAUACUUAAAAGAUGUCAACUAGUUUUGCAUGCAAAGAUUCUUUUUUAUCAUUUGAAGAUUUAAAAUCAACUACUAAGAAAUAUGAAGAUUCUCAUUUUGUGCAGUUGUGGAUUCGUGACGCCAAAACAAUUAAAGCUGCUAGAAAAACCAUUCCAAGAAUAGCUGCUAUAAUAGCUCCACAGAUAAAGUAUUACUAUAUAAAGUAUAGCUGUAUAUAUAUGGUGGAAAAAAAUUUACAAAUAAAGGCAAUGGAAAACGUCAAACUUCGACUUAUAAGAAAGAGUGUCCAUUCUUCUUAAGUUUUAAAGCAUCAGAAGAUAGGCAAACAUUAAUUUUGUAAGAUUUAAAACAUAAUCAUAAUCAUGAAGUAUCUGAAGUAAGUUAUAAUUACUUAUAAUAUUUAUGAUAAAAUGUUCUUAAAUAUGUGAAUUAAAUUCUUGAAAUAUCCUGCAAUCUAAUUUUGUGACUAAUAUUUUAAUCAAAUUUUGUGACUAAUAUUUUCUAGAAAGGUAUUGUGGUUAGUAACCAUGUUAGAUUAUAUGUUGUAUAUAUUUUCUUGAUUAUAAUAAAUAAAAUAAUUGCUUUUAAAAAUAGAUUUUGUAUAAGCACUUACCAAAUCAAAGAAAACUUCCUAAUUAUGCUGUUGCAAAAGCAGAAAACUUGUUACGCUUAAAAGCUACUUCAACGUGAAUUGUCAAAGGAGACUGUAAAAAUGAUAACUCUUCGUGACUUAUCAAAUAUUGCUGCUUCUGCACACAAAAGUGAUACACGAAAUAGUUUAACAAGUUUUGUUAAGACUUCAAAGGAAAAAUACAUUAAGAAAGUCAUAAAACAAAAGUUUUUUUUGUAAAGAAUUAUAUGUUUUAACGGAUGCCGAAGAUAAUUUACAAGGGCUUUUUUUCCAAGAUAUUUCAAUGCAUAGCGCUUACAAUGCAUAUCCUGAAUUUUUAUGCAUGGAUGCAACAUAUUGUUAGAAAUUCGUCUGCCAGUAUAUAUUCUGCUAUGCGAAGAUGGAGCUGGUGAAAGUGAAAUAGCCACUGUAGGUUUGCUAACACAUGAAGAUGCUGCAUCUCUCAAUUGGUUCAUUGAAAGAUUUAAGAGUUACAAUAUUUCUUGGCCAAAGCCAAAUGUCUUCAUGACAGAUAAAGACUUGACAAAGAGGCGUAUUGUGUGGUGCUUUUCCAGGGGUUUCUUCAUUACUCUGUUUAUUUCAUACCUGCAAACUUUUAGUCGUGAAAUUACAACUGUCAAACUUGGGAUUACUAGUGGGGAGCGAAUUUCAUCUCUAGAAUUUAUUCAGAAAUUAGCUUACGCAACCUCAGAGGAAAAUUAUGACGAGUUGUAUAGACUAUUUGUUUCAUCAGCUUCUUCCACUGUUAUAGACUAUUAUAACAACAAUUGGCAUAAUAUUAGUGAUGAGUGGGUUUUUGGUUUGAAAUUUGUCAGUGGCAACCUCAUGAAUAGCACCAAUAAACGUCUAGAAAAUUUCAAUGGAAAGUUAAAAGAAGUUAUUGACUACAACAGCUCGUUAAAAGACUUCCUUGGUAAAUUCUAUGUUGUUUUAACAUCUAUGCGUAAUGAAAGGUAUCAUAAGACAAUUUUCCAAAUGCAAAAAGUUUCUAUUGAUGUAUUUGAUCCCAAUUCUGCUGAAGCAGCUUAUAAAAAUUUUUUGACAUCGUAUGCUGCUCAACAUGUUCUAAAGCAGAUGAGCUUGUUUAAAGAAGUUACAUUAUUACCAGGAGAACAUGGCCAAUUCAUAGCGAACAGCCAUGAAGGUAUUCAUACAGUGACUUCAAAUUUUUGUUCUUGUAUGUUUCAAAAGUCAAUGAAUUUACCAUGUCGUCACAUCUUUGCAGCUCACCAGAUGCUUGGGAUAAAUUUGUUUGAUACUGAAUUGUGUUCCGAGAGGUGGACAUUACAGUACUAUUGUCGACAUCAACGAGCCUUUGAUACCCCAGUCAUGGUUGAAAAGUGUGCAACUGUAGAUUUUCAUGUCGCUCCAAAAAUUAAAGUGUAUUCUCAGCAUGAGAAAAUUAAACUUGCCGUACAAGAGACAUCAUUUCUUGCUACUCUUGUAUCUGAAUUCACAGGUCAGACACUUGAGCAGCGUCUCAGUCUUUUGCGAGCUUUAAGUAAAGGUUGGGCAAAUGGAAAGGUCAUGGUAAUUAAUGAACUUAUUGAAGAAGAUGAUUUAGUAACAUCUAAAAAAAUAUCUAAACAAGCGGGAACAUCAUCAAUACCAGCAAAAUUAAUUGUUUCUGAUGCUGUUAAUUUAACGUUUUCUGCAGUUUGAACAGGUAGCUUAAUUGACUUACCUAUCAGUGUUGAUGUAUCAACCUUACCAGCGAGUAAUUGUUCAACAAAUGCUUAUUCUAUUACGAGUGCAUCUAAAAAUGUCGUCAACACAAUUUCAAUUAAUUCAUUAAGAUGUGCAGCAAAUGUGAACAGUGAAGUCACUUUAAUAGCUCCAUAAGUACUUAAUAAAAAAAGUUUAUCUGUGGCACAGGUAGGUGCCCAAUAUGAAACUUUAAAUAACAACUAUUUAUCAGAGCAAGCUGAAAUUGUAGAAAAAGCACCAUAUCAGCAAGAAGAGUUGACAUCUGGGAGGAGUAAUGCAGAUGCAGGUUAAAUUAUAGAUUUGUUGCAAUGUUCUUGUAAUUAUGUGCUUAGUAUAAUAUCGGUAAAACAUAAAGUAAAUUGUUUCUAGACUUCAAUAACCAUAGUUUUAUUGUUUUUGAAACCAGAUGAUGUCCGUAAAGCUCUUUCUGGCAUACUUAUACAGAGUAAUUGCAUAGAAAAAAGAGUGAAUUGUAUUUCUUCAGCUGUUCUUGAUGAAAGUGCACUUGGAUCUCUUUUGUCUCUGCAAUCAUAUUUUACUUCAGACGGGUGUAAAGUGCUUAAUAAAAUAAUUGAUAUCAAAUCUCAGCAACGAAUUUGGCCUUGUGCAGUGUGCCAAAAAAGUAUAUCUGUGGGCAAUGACAUUGGGGGCUCAAUAGCGUGUGGUUCCUGCCUUUUGUAGUUUCACAAAAAAUGUGUUGACAAGAAAGAGGCUUGGUGUAUUAAAUCAAAAUAUUGGUUUUGCCGCUUUUGCUAAAUUGUUUUAAGAAUGAUGUGCAAUAGUUAUUUUAUUUUAUUUUACUUGGUAUUAAAUGUUUUACUUUAUAUUUACUUUUUGUGUCUGAUCUGUUUUAAACAUUUUUGCAAAUGAGUAAGUAGCAAUAUUUGUAUUCAGUUUUAAUAUUUUUUAGGAUGCCAAAUUGUGUUUAAUUUCCCAACUGUUAUUAGAAGUAUUAUUAUUAUUAUUAAUAAUAAUUGUUAUUAUUUUUUAUUUUUCAAUCCUUUAAAUAUUUCCAAAAUUUGCAAUAAUGUCCAAUUUGGUAUAAGAUAGUCAAGUUACAGAUGAUUGGGUAUGAGCAUGUAGGACGCUAAUACGCUUCAUGAUAAUGACAAUCAUAAUGAUGAUCAUAAUGAUGGUGAUGAUAAUGAUGAUGAGGUUAUGAUGACUUAGUUGCUUAUUUUUUCAAGCUGAUGAAAUUUUCUUUUGUUGUUUAUAAUAUGUUUUUAGUUUUAGAAAUUUGACUUAAGCUAAGCUAUUGCCUUGACUUUUUGUUAUUAAUAUAGGUUUUACUAUUUUAUAAGCUGGUUAACUAUUACCACUAUUUAAUGAAUGUAAAUAAGUUGAAAAAGUUGUGUGAAAACAAUUUAGACUGCUUGAUUUUAAAUAACUUAAAAAAACCUAUUAAAAUU